Amphibalanus amphitrite is the source of this 2753-nucleotide messenger RNA. RefSeq lists its product as uncharacterized. NCBI's taxonomy places the organism in Eukaryota, Metazoa, Arthropoda, Thecostraca, Balanomorpha, Balanidae. The transcript is spliced from 2 exons. The record is from RefSeq and is a predicted model, not a curated record. The coding region runs from base 17 to 2368 and encodes 783 amino acids.
UUUUUGUUAUUGAUUUAUGCUAUUCUGCUUUGAAUCAAAACAAUUCUGCAUCGGGUCAAAUUCAUACCGAGACGGACGGUGGUGGGGAGAUAGGGCUUACUGGGGUGGGUAUCUAAUGAUAGCAAAGUCGAUUGAACUGAUGCCUAAAACACGUGCUACUACGCAUCAUUUCAUCCUGGGUAAGGCAGGUCCAUUGCCUACAACCGUGCUGCCGACAAAGGGUGAUGUGAUUAACUAUGUAAAAUUUCUCGAUCAAGACAGCAACGGGUUCUCGACCACCCGGAAAACGCCAGCUCCUUCAGUUUUCAAUCAUGUCGCUGUUAGUGUCAGUGAAAUGUGGUCGCAAGAGGGCAUCCCUGUCCAUGGAAUUAAAUAUGUCAAAGAGCUCGUGCGAAAGGAGUAUGCUGCAUAUAAAAACGCGAACAGGACGAAAAAAUCUCAAAGGGCGGACGCUGACAAUAGCCACUUCUUGAAGCUAUUCGACAUCGCCAUGUGCAAAUGUGCCUCCCGUGCGGCGUGCUGCUGUCCGCGAGAUGCAAAAGUUCCAAGUGAGGAGUGGCCAUUCCUCAAGGACCAGCGACACAAGCGCCGACUGACGCUGGGAUCAUACGAUCGGGCCACGAGUGAGGCGAGGCAGGCGCGUCUGCAGCGUCAGUUAUCGCGACACCGCAACCAGCAGCAUGGUGGCGCUACGGAGCCUUCUCCUGGGCCGAGCGGCGUUGGCAGUGGCAGCACCGUCGGCGCUGUGCCCGCCGAGCAGCUCCGCCUCGGCGACACUGACAGCAGUGACAGCGGCGGCGGCGACGCCGGCAGCGACUCGUCUGCGGAUGACGAAGAGUUUACAGCUCCGACUGCACUUCCGAGUGCCAAGAACGCAGAUGAUCUGAGGGAGACGGCGCUCGCAGCGGACCGGUACGGCGUUUCUAACCGGGCCGCUGCUGCUAUCAUAAACGCGUUUCAAGUCGAUAUCGGGCGCAUCAAUGAAAACGACAUGUCGAACGUCGUCGACGCCAAGAAAAUAUGGCGCGCGAGAAACAUGAUGAGGAAUGAAUCGGCCCGACAAAACAUCGACGCAGCUGUGUCCGGAGGAGUAGAGAGCUUGUACUUUGACGGGCGCAAGGACAAAACAUGUACCGACUGUUCGGCGGCGACAGACAUACAAGAACAUGUCGUCGUCCUGUCUGAGCCGGGGAAUCUGUACCUGACACACUUCACCCCUCAGUCUGGGAGCGCCAUUCACAUGGUGAACGAGCUCUACACCAUCGCUGUGGCGUUCGGUGAACAUGUGAAAGCACUGGGAUGCGAUGGUACGGCGGUGAAUAUCGGGACCAGCGGUGGUGUGUGCCGACUUUUCGAGCUGGCGACAAAUAAGCCCGUGCACUGGUUUGUGUGCAUGCUGCACGGCAAUGAAUUGAACCUGCGGCACGUAUUCAAGACGCUGGACGGCACUACCAGCGGACCUCGAACCUUCAACGGCGCCAUCGGCACCAGCUGCGCCGAGGACGUGUGGAGGAGGGAGGUGGCGCCGUUCCAGCCCGUGCCCGGACACGUGCCGGAGAUGACAGCCGAGCUGGUCGCCACCCUCAGUCACGACCAGCAGCUGCUGUACCGACUGGCUCUGGCGGUGCAGACUGGCGACAUGUCGGACUCCGUGGCGCGACAGAGGAUCGGGCCACUCAACCACGCCAGAUGGCUGACACUCGGCGCGCGGGUGCUGCGCCUGUACGUGAGCACAGAGUCACCGUCUGACAGCCUGCGGCUCCUCGUGCAGUUUCUGGUGACUCACUACGUGCCGGUGUGGUUCUGCAUCAGGCGACACCCCGACUGCACAGACGGUGCAAAGAACUUCCACCGUUCUGUGGAGCUUCUCCGAGAGCUGCCGGAGAUGAUCCAGGAGGUGGUGCGACCCGUCCUGCAGCGCAACGGGUACUGGGCGCAUCCUGAGCAGGUGCUGCUCGCGAUGGUGGCUGACGGUGACGCUGGCGUCCGACAGGAGGCCGUGCGCCACAUACAGGCAGCCAGACAGCGCGAGACGGAGGACGUUCGGCCAUUCCGGCUGCCGGAGCUGAACUUCAGCGCCUCCGCUUACACAGAGGUGAUCAGCUGGAGCCCGCCGGAGAGUGUGACGCAGCCGCCGCUGCUGCGCCACCUCACAGACGAGCAGCUGCAAGCCAUCGAGCACUCUCCGCUGCAGCUGCCGAACUACCCGGUCCACACGCAGGCGGUGGAGCGGGCAGUUCGGACCGUAACCGAAGCGUGCCUGGCGGUGCGUGGGGAAGAGGCGCGUCACGGCUACAUCACUGCACGCCUGAAGCACCGCCGCUGCCAUCCGGUCUUCGCUUCGAAGAAAGACUUCCAGAUAUGCUGAACUGCUCAGUGAUCACUGUCACCCGUUCGUGUGACUGCCAGUUCGGUCCUGUCGCCGUGUCUUCGAAGUUGCCGUCGCCGCUGCCUUGGCCCGCUGCGACCCGCCGGGGCCUGCCCCUGCCGCUCGCUGUGAUGUGGUUGUCGCUGCUGCCGCCGCCCCACCCCCCCCCCCCGCCCGCCCCGCUCGGCCGGUUUUAAGAGUGCAGUGCCAUACCGUUACGUGAAUGCUCGGAAGAUUUUCGUGUUUUUGCGAUUCUGUAAAAGGAUGUUUUCUUCAUACGUGAAUUAUGUCGUGAAUGAGACCCCAUACGUGGGUGUCUGGUGUAUGGUUUCGGCUUUCGGUUUGCGUCGGGUGCAGUGAUUGAUGUAUUUUAUGUUACAUGUGG